AUGGUUUCAUGUACGGAUAUGUAUCGUAUCAGUGCUCAAAUCUCUAAGGCGCUCGGCGUGACCGACAAACCGUUUGGUGGCUUGGGGGUCAUUCUCGCAGGUGAUUUUGCACAAUUACCCCCUGCCGGAAGGGGUGCCUCGUCAUUGUAUUCAAACAGCAUUGGUGCAUGGUCAUCUGCCCAUUCAUUACAUGCCCAGCAGGCUGUGUUAGGUAAAGCACUAUGGCAUCAAGUAACAACGGUUGUUAUUUUGAGACGUAACAUGCGUCAACAGGGAUUGACGCCUGAAGACUGUGCUUUUCGCCAAGCGCUGCAGAACAUGAGGCUGAAGGCCUGUACGCCCGAAGACAUCGCGUUAUUGCGAACGCGUGUUGUCACUUCCGCCGGCUUACAUCACUUAAUGUCCGAUCCCAAUUCUCGGAACAUAUCUAUUAUCACUGCCCUGAACAGUCACCGAGACGCUAUCAAUGAAGUGAGCUCACGUCGCUUUGCUACAGAGAAUGGGCAACAGCUGGUGCGAUUUCAUUCCAUUGAUUCCUGGUCCAAUGUCCGUUCGAGUGACUCACUACGACAGACUCAGCGAUUGCAACAACGAGCUGUCGAUCCUAAUCGAUCCUCUGGUGAUGUCUUACCAGGAAUCCAGGAAAUGCUCUGGGCACUGCCCCCUUCCCUUACUGCUCACCGUGCAGGUAUUCUGACACUGUGCAGAGACAUGCCGGUUAUGCUGAAAAACAACGAGGCAACCGAAUUAUGUGCAACCAAUGGUGCGGAGGCUUAUGUGCUCAGCUGGGAUUCACACCAGGAUGCAGAUGGACAUGACAUACUGGACACGUUAUUCGUCCGUCUCAAGAAUCCUCCUCAGGUAGUUCAGCUUCCCGAUCUCCCACCGAAUGUAAUUCCCCUGGUCCGUGCAAAGACACAUAUCAAAUGUACGCUUCCCAACGAUUGUGUGGUCUACAUUGAUCGCUCGCAGGCAAACGUGCUCCCCAAUUUCGCGAUGACCGAUUUUGGAUGCCAGGGGCGGACACGUUCACACAAUCCGUGCCAUCUUCGCUUUUGCAAGGGGCACCAGUCACUGUACACUUGCCUGGCAUGCAGUGCAUCUCUAAAAGGUAUGCUGAUUCUCGAUGGCAUCGAUGACUCCAAGAUCACUGGCGGUUUGAAUGGUGCUCUUAGACGAGAGUUC
Laetiporus sulphureus 93-53 is the source of this 1185-nucleotide messenger RNA. RefSeq lists its product as uncharacterized. The annotation marks the transcript as partial. The record is from RefSeq and is a predicted model, not a curated record. The transcript has a single exon. NCBI's taxonomy places the organism in Eukaryota, Fungi, Basidiomycota, Agaricomycetes, Polyporales, Laetiporaceae. Gene Ontology annotation, biological process: DNA repair; telomere maintenance. Gene Ontology annotation, molecular function: DNA helicase activity.